Molecule: messenger RNA, 1666 nt
Organism: Cuscuta epithymum
Lineage: Eukaryota; Viridiplantae; Streptophyta; Magnoliopsida; Solanales; Convolvulaceae
Source: the annotation of a GenBank genome assembly
AUCAAAUCUGACAAGUUCUUAACAUAAUAAUUGACCCAGAAAAGAACAAAGACGUUUUUUCUUGAAACAGUUCUCCCGACUCCAAUGGCAGCCUGAUGAAGCAGGAAAAACUGGGAAAGAUUUGAUUUUUUAUCAAAUUAAAGGGAACUAAGGGUAUAAUUUACAAGUCAGGGCGAUAUUGAAGAACAAAGAAAUAAAAAUCGCUGUUUGCAGUUUUUUUCGUCAUCAUCAUCGAAGUUUAAUGAACACUGCUACUCAGUUCAGAACAGUCAAAAUGAAAGAGCUAAGAAAGAAACAUUACUGGGUUUGCAAUUUUCCUAAAAAGCCUUUUUCUAUUUUCUUUUUAUUUUUAUUCUCUGGUUUCAUCGCCGGGAAACUCAUCAGGAGGAGGAAGACGACCCAUUAGCGGCCAGAGCGUCGCUGUUAUGGAGACUGUAGUGAUUUUGGCUGUCACUGUUGCUUUCCUGACGAAGGCUGAAUCGGGCGGCGUGUGGGGCCGGCUCCAAAUGGUGACAAUUUAUACCACCGAUGUCAAAUCCGUUCUCGUUGUUGGCGCCGGCGCCGGCGGACCCGCCGGAGCCGUCCCUCUUACCGACGGUGUUCUUGUUGUUGUGCAUCCAGACCUUCAAAACGCCUCUCUCCACUCCGAUUUCGCGGCAGAAAUGGUUGAUGACGUCCUCGUCUCGCUUCUGGAACCUCCACCCCACCCUCUCGGCGAAUUCCAUCAUCCUCUGUUUCUGAUCUGGGGAGAAUUUCGUUCUGAAGCGCUUUCUCCCCUUCAGAUGCGCUGCCGGGACGGCGGAAGCAGGGUUUCCCGCGGCGGAGAUGGGGGUAUUGUUGUCUGUCGGGUGCCCGGCCGACAGGCCGGUGCUCAGAGCGAGCAGCAUCUGCGGCGCCGACGGGUAGUACGAUGAGGAGAUUGGCGGCGGAGAUGACGAAUUCGGGCUCCCGUUCUCGUGAUUCGGCGGCGGAGGCGGGUGGUGGCGGUGAUGGGGCUGGUAAUCCAGGGCGGGCAGGGCGCUGGGGAGCUGCAGGGGCUCCUCCGGCUCGCGGCGGUGGAAAUUCCGGUGGCACCCACAGGCGGCACAUUUCAGGGAGGUAGGGUCGGCGGGAGUGGCGGUGGGGGAAGGCAUGAACUCCCCGCAACCGUCGACGGCGUGGCCACCGAGAGUGGCGGCGUGGUUCUUGAGGCACUCCUUGUAAACCACCACCACGGCGUGGUGGCGGUGGAGGGAAUUGUGGCGCUUGAGCACGCCGUUGCUGCUAAAGGACAGUGGCUUAACUGCGGCCGGGAUCCGGGCAGAAGGCGGAGUUUCUUUUUCUUGAGGUACGGCGGCGGCCGCGGCGGCGGUGGCAGGAUGAUUGUUGCUUAAAUCCAUAAUCUGCUAAACACCAAACAGUGGGUCUGAACUUAAUUAGCAGCUAGCUAGCUGCGGGCCUUUGCUAGCUUUUGGGUUUUCUCUUUAAAUCUGAUGAAAUACCAAUAAAUAAGUUAUGGUCUUUAAGAAUCUGAGAUUAGAUUAGGGUUAAGAAUCCAUGGGAAAUGAUGAUAAAGAGAGAGGGGAGAUGAAGGAAAGCUAAGGAAAGAAGAGUGAAGUUAUUAAGAAUGGGGAAUGGGGUUUUGUUUUGGAAUAAAAAAAAUUAUGGCUGAGGAGUUGAUGAUGAA